Molecule: messenger RNA, 1732 nt
Organism: Ruditapes philippinarum (Manila clam)
Lineage: Eukaryota; Metazoa; Mollusca; Bivalvia; Venerida; Veneridae
Exons: 2
Coding region: 38-1672 (544 amino acids)
Source: RefSeq, a predicted model, not a curated record
AUUAUAGUUCGGAAGAAGGAUGCUAUAAUCAAGAGAGAUGCGCGAGGGGACAGGGGCCCCAAAGAAACUGACAAAGGAACAGCUUGAACCAGACACAUUCUGGGACCUGGUUGAAAAACUCCUCCUACUUUCAACAAAUGACGAACAACAUCGAUUACGUCACAACGUAUCUUUGUCCGCUCUGUGUAGAGGAAAUGCUUUAUUGACACUACAACGGGGUCUAGCUACAAAGCAGACGACAAGUACAGUUACUGCAGCAGAUAACAAGAAACCAAUAAUUCCAGAAAAUACAAAACAGAAACCAGAUGAGAAGUUUCUGGAAGAUAAAGAACAAGUGUCAAUAGAAAGCGAGAAGCGCUAUGUAAGCGCCAAACAGACUCAUAGUGAAUGUAACGUGUCUGACUCCGAUAUCGUUUUUGUGAAAGAGUCCGAAGUACCAGCGUCUGAACGACUUUGGAGAUUCGCCAUCAGGAAUAGGAAAUAUAAACUAGACAUUGAAUCAAAUGUAGAUUUAUCUAAAACAAUGCCGCGUGUGCAAAGCAACGAGGCUAUAUAUGAAGGGCUCCAAAGAAGGAUUGAAGAAGCAAAAGAAGACAAAAAUGAAGAGAUACCUGAUAAUAAGUCAAAAGCAAAACAAAAACAAGAGUCACACAAGCCAGAUGAAGUACAUAAGCAUCGGUGUGAGAACGUAACGAAAAAUUACAAUCCUAUAAAAAAUAAACCUAAAAGUAAACGUUCAAAAUCGAGAAAAAAGUCAACCAAUAAAAACCCUAAAUCAGUUUUACCACAUCAAAAAGCCAGCGCUGAUCAAAAUUGUCACGAUUUAGAUCCAACCCCUCUUCAAAACCUAAUCAAAUCCAGUGAAACUGACGCUUCAGACGUUCAAGAGCAGAACCUAGUUAAAACCUUUGAAUCAGAGCGUUCAAAUAUUUCACCGGAACAUUUUGAGGCCAAGAAAUCUUUGUAUGAUUCCGUGUUAAGGAAACGCCUAUCAUGUGGAUGCCAGUUGGAAGUCCUCAAUAGAGAAAUCAUAAACAAUAGGCUUUAUCCACGAAUGCUUCUAAGUCGAGAAACGACGAAAAAAUAUGCAGCACUGAAGAAAGAAUAUCUUAAUCUAUGCUACCAAGAAUCAUCCCUACGUUCCCAGAUUGCAAUGCUUCAAACAGAAAUAUAUAUGAUACAUAACAAAGAUCUCCAUAAAAGACAAGCCGUAAUAAAAACCAUAACACUUGACUCUAAAUCUGCUCAUGUGCCUCAAAUAGAUAGCUCGAGCAACGCUCACAGCCCUGAGACAGACAGCGACAAUAAAAACGCCCUUUUAUUUCCUCGGCUUAAGCCACAGAAACCUCUAUCCAUUGCCCAACAGAGACCUUUCUGUCACAACAACGAUCGCACCAUGCCGGCUAAAAAGUUCGUUCACAACAAAGAUUCGCCGCAGCCGAAACGGAACGCGACAUCACGUGAUAAAUGUGCUAGCACAAGUUUUCCGAGUAUUGAAAAAAAUAUGUCACCAAAAGGAAUUUGUUCAUUGUACUCGUUGACGACUUCUCUUAGAUCCCCGAGAAAAAGAAAACCAGAUGCAUUGCUUGUACCACAGAAAGAAGAGCUGGAGAAGAAAAAGACAGUUCACAGGCUUACUAAGAUGAAUAUUGAUUUAAAAACAAAAACGUGAUUACUUUAUAAUAAAAUCUUCUGUAUAUAUAUCUAAAACAUUUGUUUUAAAUAAACAUAA